CUCACGCGAAAACAUCCCAAACAUCCUGCUCUGCACGCGCUAGGCUACGUCAGCCAGUUGUCACGGACGGAGGACUUUGCCGAACUUUGCAAGUUGUUUUUCGCUGCAUAUAGGACAUGGAGCGCGUGCGUAGGAUCUGGAGAGUGGGCAAAUCUGCGGGGCGAUGGAUAUUUGGUUGCGGGACAGCCCGUCGGCUCGCUUUUUCUUUCCCGAGGGUGACGCAAGAAGGGUGUGGGAUAAAGUGCGAGAUGGUCGAGACGGGCAGCUUCCGAAGUAUAAAAGACCGUAAGGUAUGCCGCUCCUCCUCGAGAUCCAGCACAGCUCUCGCACCCCUCCUCCCCCCUCAUCGCAAGCGGCAACCAAGCAAAGAUGGUCUCCAACAUCCUGCACACUGUCCUCCUAGCAGCGAGCCUCCUCCCCCUCGCGCACGCGGCGCCCGCCGACACCUGCAAGUACAAGGGCGCCCUCGUCAACUGGCAGCUCUUCAAGACCUGCAAUCAUGUCUGCAACCUCUACACGCCCACCACCGUCGCGGAGGCCCAGGCGAUCGUGCGCAACUCCCUCGCCCUCGGCCGCGGAGUGAAAGCUGUCGGCGCAAGACACUCGUACACUGAUAACCUGUGCAAGGAGAACGCUGAUUUCAUCGACAUGACCAAGUUGCAUAACAUCAUUUCGAUCAACAAGGACGAGGGGUGGGCAUACUUCGAGGCUGGGACGACCUUUGGGGCGCUCGAGAUUGCGUUGAAGAAGGAGGGUAUGACAUAUGGGUUUGCGGCGCCCGCGUGGCCGCUCAUCACCGUCGGCGGCGCGCUGGCGAACAGUGCGCACGGGAGUGGGUGGACGACCGGAGGCCCCAUCACUGUGCCCGCCGCGACGUUGGCCGUGGACAUCAUCAACCCUCAGGGAGAACUGGAGACAAUCACGGAUGGCGACAAACUCGCUGCAAUUAAGACCAACCUCGGCCUUCUCGGCGUUGUGGUCCGCAUCAAGUACGCCGUGCACCCCUCCCGCAAGAUGCGAUACAGUCUCGAAGUCGUCUCCGACAAAGACGCCAUCGCCGACGGCCUCCUGUCAAUCGUCGAGAAACAAGCCGGGACGAUCGGGUGGUACAUCCCCUCCUUCCAGACCAUCGCGCUUGCCAAGAUGUCCCACGCCGACGACUACAGCGGUCCGCUGGCCUCCGGAUCCGCUAUCACCAACACCAUGCAGACUUUCCGCCGCAAUGUGCUCAGCAAGGCUAUCGCGUGCAAGCUUGCCCUCUGCCCGUCACCCAUCUCCAACAGCUCCGUCGUCCCCGUCGUCGGGUUGGAAGAGGACGUGAUUGGCGGCGUUUCGGCCGUGUAUGGCGAUAUUCUCAGCGUUAUGGGCAAAUUCGGGAUCGUGCUCCCCAUCGGUGUUGGCGACGACGAGUACGCGCUGCCCAUUUCGCGUCACCAGGAGGCCAUCGCGGCGGUAAAGGCCACGUUCAAGGAAUACCACGACAUCGACAUCAGCAUCAAGGGCGUGUCGGCGGCCCUGCCCUUCGUGGAGAUCCGCUUUGCGCCCGCGGAGGACACCGCGUACCUCGCGCUCAACACCGACUCGGACCCGGCCGUGUGGGGACAGGGUACCGUGUGGAUCGAGGUAUGGUUCUUGACCUCCGAAGCAAACGAGAACCAGAUUGGGAAGUUCAGGAAUGCGCUCCAGGCCCGUUUGUUGGCGCUUGGCGCUCGCCCGCAUUGGGGAAAGACCAGGGAGGUUACCUUCCAGGGCGGGGUUAGGGACCGUUAUAACGGCAACUUCGCCAAGUUUGAGGCGGUUCGUCAUGCUAUGGACUCCAAAAACACCUUCAUGAACGAGUUCGCUACUCGUGCUGGUAUUCAGUAGAUUGGAUCAAAAGCAUAUUUAGAUUGUAUCUCAUCGUUGCGUACGUAGAGAACAUAGAAUGUUACAAUAAUGGACAUAAUACAGA
Molecule: messenger RNA, 1951 nt
Organism: Fimicolochytrium jonesii
Lineage: Eukaryota; Fungi; Chytridiomycota; Chytridiomycetes; Spizellomycetales; Powellomycetaceae
Exons: 1
Coding region: 370-1866 (498 amino acids)
Cellular component (GO): membrane
Molecular function (GO): FAD binding; D-arabinono-1,4-lactone oxidase activity
Source: RefSeq, a predicted model, not a curated record